GUUAGGUACGGGCCUGGAGGUACGCAGAGGAACUUUAGUGGAUGUAAAGGAUCUUCCAAAAACAGCAAAGAAGAAAGCUAAUGCUCUAAGCCGAGCAAAGAAAAGUAUGAUGAAACCUUUCAGGUCAGAGCAACAGUCAUGCACCAAUCAUGCAGAGGGCGAGGCGAGAACCUUGCCUUCCAUUGUCUUGCUUUGCCCAACCUUCCAUUGCCUUGUCUUGUCCUGUCCGGUCCCGUCUCGUCGUGUCGUGUCGUGUCCUGUCUUGUCCUGUCCUGUCUCGUCUUGUCUUGUCUUGUUUUGUCUUGUCUCGUUUCGUCUCGUCCUGUCCUGUCCCGUCUUGUCUUGUCUUGUCUUGUCUUGUCUUGUCUUGUCUUGUCUUGUCUUGUCUUGUCUUGUCUUGUCUUGUCUUGUCUUGUCUUGUCUUGUCUUGUCCUCCAGUCCAGUCCAGUCCAGUCCAGUCCAGUCCAGUCCAGUCCAGUCCAGUCCAGUCCAGUCCAGUCCAGUCCUGUCCUGUCCUGUCCUGUCCUGUCCUGUCCUGUCCUGUCUUGUCUUGUCUUGUAUCGUCCCUUCUUUACUUAUAUUUUUCUUAAUUACAUUCCCUCCAGCGGCAACGUGAAACCGAAAGUGAAAGUAAGGAUACAGAAGUCAUUGGACGAACAGCGUGUCGUACGAAAACAUUGGAUUCGAAUUCAGAAUUAUGUUUCAAAUCACAUCUCGGAAAUAUUUAUCACUGUUCUGUACACUUUGGUGCUGUUCGCUAUUUUCGCCGAAAACGCUUAUUGUAUGUAGUCCAUCAUCGUUCUGCCAUUUACUUUAGCUCAGGUGUAGAUAGUUGACAACGCGCUCAAGAGUCGCGGAGGAAAUUGGGACGUAAUUAUCAAAAAUUAAUAAUCUUAUGUUUAUUUCUGUAGACUAUUCAGUAGAACGCGAACACAAUGGAUUACGACGGAUAGCAGGACAUGGUGUAAUGGUAUCACGUUGUGCUGCGAGUGCAAUGAUGUUUACAUUUUCGUCGCUAUUGGUUACCAUGUGUCGUAACUUUAUCACGUUCCUCAGAGAAACAUUUGUUGGUCAUUAUGUUCCAUUUGAUUCCAUCAUCGCGUUUCAUAAAUAUGUUGCAAUAUGGGCGCUUAUUUUCACGGGUAUAAUCGUUUGCCUUUCUUGAAGUUACUUGAAUUUAUCCAAGAGAGAUUUUCCUGGAAGAAGUCGAACUUUCUCCAUUUCAAUAUAAAGCAUGGGGCCGCGGUUGUAUAAAAAAGUGAUUAAAUUUAACUAUAGUUAGUGGAAAUGUCAUCCAAUAAGAAGUGCGUAUUUGAGAGUUAAUUAAUCACUAUUUUGCUACAAAAUAGUAAUUACUGAAAAAGUGAUUAAGAGUUUUAUACAACCGGUCCCUGGCCAAUAACAAAACUCAUGAUGACGCAUCACACCUAGCUUCAAACCCAAGAUCGCGUAUAUAGCUAAAUUUGUUGCUUUUUCAUUUUAGUGUUACGCCUAUUCUGAUCAUUUUUUGUCUUUAGUAAUACAUAGCGUCGGACAUGCACUCAAUUUUUACCACAUCAGUACUCAGCCUGCGAAUGAUUUACUGUGCCUGUUCAGCAACAAUUUUCGAAGGUAUGUAGUACUUUUUCAUAUUUCACUAUAUUAAAGGGAAAUGGCAGUAUAAUAUUAAAGUGGAAGUCAAGUCCGUUCUGGGCAUCGGUUCUGUUCAACUUAAUUUUCAUUGCCAAUUUCACUUUAAAUGCGUUUUAUGUAAUCGAAUGUUGACUUUAAAAAUUCGAUUUUAAAAUUGCGUUCAUUUAUAAUAUAAUUACCGAAAAAAUCUGGGGGUUAACCUAAAAUUCAAAGCAAAGUUCCGAACAGCUUGUUUCAAUAAAUUAAAUUUGGAAAUAUUUCUUUAGAAAUCUUGUCUGGAUCAAUUAGGAGUUUUCUACUCUGAAGUUUUAAGACAAAAAUUAAAAAUGUUAGAAAUACAUGAACUAAAAUCCAGCUAGCUUUGAACAACAAGUUCCAAUUAAAGCCGAAUACAGACGAGCAAGUUUUCUAUGACAAGUUUUUAUACGACAAGUUUAUUUGCUAGCUCGUCUGUACGCGCAACUUUGACAAUUUUUUCUAUGACAAGUGCACUUGUUCAAAAGCUUGCAUGCUAGCUUUUGAACAAGUGCACUUGUCAUAGAAAAAUUGUCAAACUACAAAUUUUGUUCGUCUGUUCAAAGUAAUCCGAGCGUUUGAUGUGAUUGGCCAGUUGGCCACUAAUAAAUUGUCAAAGUAAACUUGUUGACACGUUCACACCAGUAAAUAAAACCUGUCAUAUAAAAUUUGUUGCAUAUACACACGUACACUUGGCAAAUAAAAGUUGUCACAUAAAAACUUGUCAUAGAAAACUUGCUCGUCUGUAACCGGCUUAAUAAACCUUUUGGGUAAAGAAACUUCUGUAAUUUUUAGGUCUCACGAAUUACCAACCUUUCACUAUUGGUGCUGGGAGACUGUAGCUGGUAAUGUAUAUUGUGCGACCAUAUGGCAUACGAAAAUUAGGUUACCAAUUCUUAUUGUAUACGUGUUAAUUUUUAAUGAUAAUGGUAGAAUGAUAAUGAGUUAAUACUAAGAGUGCCACGUUCCAUAAAAUUUAAUGCAAAAUUAUUUUAGAAACUAAGAUUUCAAGCAACAAAAGAUGGUCACAUUUUGUCAAACUAAUAGAGGGCCAGCCCGCCCGCCACAAAUAUAUCUCGUCAACUCUUCUUCAAAUUUGGACAUGCUCAAAGUUGAUGAGAGAGAGCAUAUCCUGAGGGUUGUUGCGGCCAAUCGCGAGCGAGAGUGGCAACCCUCAUGUCUCAUCUUCGUUUGACCGAGGCUUUAAUAACGGUCUGGGUCGUUGAUUCUACUUAAAAAUCUGACAGAUUUAUCUACUUAAAAGUGAGACAAAUGAUGAAAAGAAACGUCGACCCUCAUCCCCCCUCGUAGCAGGAAUUGAGGGGAAUUAAAAUUUUAUGAAGGAAAAUUUUUGUCCCCCUAAUUUUUUUCCUCCCGUACGCCUAUGAUUAGAUAUUAAUACCUAUCAUGCAAUCUUCUAUAUCACUUAAUACUGUAUCAACUUCGGUAUCAUUUCAGGUAUAACUGGCGUAUUCUUAGUCCUUGUCGUUGCAGUCAUGUAUGUCUUUGCAACUCAGUACUCGAGGCGCCAUUGUUUCAAGACAUUCUGGACAACGCAUCAACUAUAUAUUGUAAUGUACAUUCUCAACAUCCUUCACGGCAGUGGUAAUCUCAUACAAAGCCCUUCCUUCCAUUACUUCUUCCUUGGACCAGCUAUAUUAUUCACGUUGGAUAAGCUGGUCAGUAUGUCGAGGAAGAAAUCGGACAUUGCCGUAAUUAAAGCGGAACUCUUGCCCUCCGGUAAGCAAUAUUACCAUUUUCGAGCUUCCGUGAAGCAUGCAUUUAUAACUAGGUUUUAAAGGGUCAUGAUCAACCACAAUGCAAUGCGUGCGUUGUCCACGUUUCUGUUACGUUGUGGGCAGUGGUGCCUAAAUUACUUUGAAUUUGUACUCGAGUUUUAGUAGAAGUAAUUAACAAUAAAACGACUUGAGUAAGAGUAAAAAGUGCCGGAGGCAAAACGUAUUUAAGUAAAAAGUACAAAGUAUCCAUAAAAAAUACUUGAAAUACAGAAUAAAAGUACUAUUGUCUAUAGCGUGUAGGGGGGGGGUAGAUUCUCCAAUGGAUUGACAUACAAAUUUAUUAAAAGACACAAAACAGCACACGCAUUAUAUGCGUGCGCACCAUAAUAUACAAUAUUUCACGGCAUAGUCUACUUUCCACACCCCGUUGAAGUUAAGUAAGCUACAAACGAGAGAUCCCAGACGAAUGUAGAGGUCCUAUUACCUGUCCCCAAAUUAAAAUAAAUCUGGAAUAAAUCACGUAAAAUUAAACAAAUAUGAGAAAGUAAUGAAAUACUUCGCCACAAAAUGAAAAUAACGAAGUAAAACGUUACUUCUUAAAACGACUUCGUUCCAAGUUUACUUUGUUACAUGCUGGCUUCUCAAAAAUAGUAUUAAAGUACAGUAACGAAGUACAUUUACUUUGUUACUUGACACCACUGGUUGUGGGCCAGAGGCAGCCAUUUUUGUGGCCUCGAAAAUGGCUGCAACUAUUGAGGAAAGUAACUAAAAAUGCGCACAUUGCAUUGUGGUUUAUGAUGACCCUUUAAAACGUUACUUCCGGCAGAGUUUGUCAAUCAAAACUAUUUGUUUGGCGGGUAAUAACUUUUGUAGGCGUGGCGUCAAACAAAUUGUUUUGAACACGAAACUUUACUGUUAUGGCUUCAAGAUUAAAAAGAAAUGAUUGCUGUAAAUAAGUUUGGAAGGUGCUACAAUCCUGGAGUUUAUCUUUCUGAUUUACUUUUACCGUCGUUUAUGUUUUUAAUUAUGUCACUUUAGUCAUUACCAUUUUAAAAAUAUAAAGUGUCGUGUGAAAACAGUAAAGUUUAAGUGUUCAAAACAAUUUGUUUGACGCCACGCCUACAAAAGUAUUACCCGCCAAACAAAUAGUUUUGAUUGACAAACUCUGCCGGAAGAAAGUUUUAAAACCUAGUUACAAAUGGCACGCUUCACGGAAGCUCAGUCGAAAAUGGUAGUAAUGAGGUUUAGUUUGACUACGAGUACGACAAUUGUUAAAGGACUUCAAGAGAUUUGUUCAAAAUCCAUACUCAACAGUAGGUCAACCACAACUUGCCAGAUUUCAAGGCGAGAACUCUGAGAAUCUCACUCAUGCUAAAUUUGAGGUCUGGGCACACGGAAUGAACGGGGGGGGGGAGGAUGAAAACGAUCGCACAUGAAUGUAGAAAUGCAGAAAUAUUUCGUCUAUAUUAGGUGGGGUGGCCUAACUUUAAAUACCUUAUUUUUCUUUCUGCAGACAUCACCAAUUUAGAAUUUAAACGACCUUCGAAUUUUGAGUACAAAGCUGGACAAUGGUGCCGUAUCGCCUGCCAGGGUCUGGGGCCUGGGGAGUACCACCCCUUCACCCUCACCUCAGCCCCACACGAGGACAACCUCAGCCUCCAUAUCAGAGCUGUGGGACCCUGGACUAUCAACUUACGCCAGAUAUACGAGAGAGCUAAUUUGGAAAAAUCUGCAUACCCGCAGGUUGGAGAUUCAUUUUAAUUUUUGCCAACCGACUUUAUUCUCUAGUUUUUGUUAGUAAUAUUUGGAUACUAUUCGUUGAGGAAAUCCAAUCCAUCUUUAUUAGUAAACCUCGUAUUUUUGGCCAGCUUGCUGUAUACCGGUUUUCGAAAUAUAUAAACGUAGUCAUAUCCACAUUUAAUUAGAGAUGAACAUUUAGAGAAGGCAUUAUUAAAGAGUGGCAGCUAACUGCCCCAGGAAUGAUGGGUUUCGGUGGCACAAUCGUCAAAGCAAGCACCUUUCACCUCUGAGGUCAUAUUGUUCGAUUUACACUACGGACACAUGACACUUAUGUAAAAUGAGUCAGUCGACGCUCUACCGAAACUCGUCAGUUUUGUCUGGGUACUGAAGCUUCGUUCCACAGGAGGAAAUGUUGACAGGGUGGGUGGGAUAACCCCCUAACUGACCCUUCCACCGUAAGUGUACUCACGGGUCAUAAAGAGGCUGACAGAGGGGCCCUUAGUAAGCCUUUGACUCGAUAAGGUUAAGCUCUCAAAUGCAAGUAAAGGCCCUGUCACACUAUUGCGUAUGAGAGAAAAGGAAUGAGAAGCGUAUGAAUAUUAAUGAAAUAAUUUUCAUACGCACAAAAAUCCUUUGAAAUGCCAGCGUAUGAGUACCGUACAUCUGGCGUACCUCUAGCGUAUUCAGCUUGUGCCUAGAGUAUGCUUAUCGUAUAAAGCAUACGUCCGAUACGCACAAAAUUUUUGAACAUGCUUAAAGAAAAUUUCUGCCUCGCCGUAUGUCAGAGUAUGCCACCGUACGCGACCGUGCUUGAAACGUAUACAACCUACGCCUAACGUACCCCUAGCGUAUGCCAGCGUAUACCGGCAUAUGAGUGAUAUUUUUCAUACGCUGGCAUACGCUAGUACGAACGCAAUAGUGUGACAGGGCCUUAAGGAUGAUUUGCGCACACUUUACUUACACAUAAUUUAGGAAUCACCAGUCACUAAUGUAUUUUUGUCACUAUUGCUGUACAAUUAUAUUAGUUGUACGUGGAUGGACCAUUUGGUGAAGGCCAUCAAGACUGGUGUCGUUAUGAAGUGUCAGUGUUGGUGGGAGGAGGAAUUGGAGUCACUCCUUUUGCUUCAAUUUUGAAAGAUAUCGCCCACAAAGGAACGUUGAAGUCCACAUUCUCUUGUAAAAAGGUAUCCGAAUUCAAAAAUAUGUCUGGAGUGUUUCCAGAAAUUCUGUCUCUGGGUUGAUAGGAAAUGUAUAGGAUAAGACUUUCGACUGGUUCUAAAACAAAGUGUGAUUAUCAAUUUCGCCUGGAAACACGCCAAUUACUUUGAUUUUAAACUUGACGUUUAGGUGUAUUUCUUGUGGGUUACAAGAAGUCAAAAGCACUUUGAAUGGUUGACAGACAUCAUACGGGAGGUGGAAGAAAAAGAUUCAAAUGAUCUUGUCAGUGUUCAUAUUUUUGUCACUCAGUUCUAUCGUGAGUUUGAUUUGAGAACGACAAUGUUGGUAAGCAGGAAUUAUAUAAUAAUUCACAUUAUAAAAAUACACAUGUAAAAUUUUAUACAUUACGAUUCAUUUCUUUAUUUUUUGUUCCAGUAUAUUUGUGAACGCCAUUUUCAAAAGAUGUCCGGCAAGUCAUUGUUAACCGGAUUGCGCUCUACAACUCACUUUGGCCGACCCGAUUUUCUGCCAUUCUUACAGUCUCUCUCGACAACCACCCAUCCGUGGGUAAGCGUAAUAUUAAAUAAAAACAUUAAGCUUAAUAUUUUUAUAAAAAAUGCAUUAUCAUUGCCAAAUAUGCAGCGAAGGCUACACAAACUGAAAAAACUGUAGAAACUUCGUCAAAAUCACAAAAAUCCGUUUGUCUCGAAAUUGUUAUACAGCUGAUUCAAUUGUGGUUGUCCUUCCCAAACCUUAAAUCUUAAACUCUGAGAGCGCAAGGGAUGAUGGAUUUUCACCUAUUAGGCCCUCAAACUCAGAGAAUUGCCUUUGCAGCAAGUAUGUUUGCUGUCGUGAGUCUUCUAUAUGUCUUAGGUAUUCUUGCAAAGCCAAAUUUCAAAGUCUACGAGUCUAAAUAAGCAAUAACCCAUCAUCCUUUGAGGGCUCAGAAUUUAAGGUUUACGAUUUUGGAAGGACAACCUUAAUUGAAUUAGCUGUAUAGUAGCCAAGUAAACUACUAACUUCUAGACGAAAGGCCUUCGCUCGAAAGCUUAACGUUCUCUUUGUAUUAUUGAGGAAGUUACAUCAGGGUUUAUUUUAACGUGCAGUUCUACACAAAAUGUGCAGUUCUAAACCCAUUUGUGCAGUUCUUAAAAUUCAAAUGUGCAGUAACCAAAUUAACGAAAAUCUAACCCCAAAACAGUCUUCUCAUUUACUCGUUUUCCUUGUGGAUGCUGAGAUGCUCCAAUACAAUAUGCCAGUAUUAAAAAAAUAAAUGGGACAAAUUCUGUCAAUUAUAUUUUGUGGGGAAUUGUGUCAAUUUUGUGGUCAAUUUUGUGAUUUGUGGAAACUUUGUUUGAUGUUCCGGAAAAUUUUGGUAUGCACGAAAAAUUUUUGGACCCCUAAAAUAGUACACUGACCGAAAUUUAUUUUUUUUGGGGGGGGGAGGUCGCCAAAAUUAAUUUGUUCCAGAAAAAAAUUUUUCGGCACUUGUAUGUGCAGUUCUAAAUUUUCCAUAGAAUAAACCAUGAGUUGCAUCAACUACAACGUUCUCAGUUAAAUACUUCUCUGCAAAAUUGUAGUGGGAACAAGCUCCUCCAUCAAAAGCUUUAAAGCCGUGUUUGAAAUAAAGUAUACCGACGGUAAUGUUUAUAUACGAUAUAUAUUUCUUGUUCAGGCUUCAAAAAUCGGCGUGUUCAGCUGUGGUCCCCCUUCGAUGACGAAGGGUGUUGAAAGUGCGUGUACAGAGUUAAAUAAAACUGAAGGAGCUGCGUUCAUUCAUCAUUUUGAAAAUUUUUAACCAUCUACCUCCAGUAAUAUCUGAUCUAUAAUAGUUUAUUAUCGAAACAAGUAGACGUGUAUCUAAAUUAUUCUACUUUAUAGAUAAUUAUAAAUUGAUCAAGUUUAACUAUCAAAAUAUACUGUACAUGAUUAAAUCAAUUCAACAUACUGUAAUAUCAUUGUGUAUGUAGUACUGCACAAAAGAUUGUGAUAUUUCAACAUAACAUUAUUGUGUAGUACUGUACAAAAGUAAAUAAAUGAAUAAAACUGAAGUAGUUGUCGUCAUAAAUCACUUUGGAAAUUGUUAAUCAAAAACUUACUCAAAUAUUUAGUCAUAUAUAUUGCUACUUAGAUUUUCUACUGCUAUAUACUGAAUAUCAUAUUGGCUUUUAGUGAGUCAGUCCUUUUACCGUCUUGUACGGCUAGUACAAUCAAUCUUCAUCCAUUCGUUGUUCAUCAAUACCCAACUUGUAGUUUGGAAACAAUUGCUCAACGACGUUAAGUUUUCUCAAGUCUUCGCAUAUUGCACUGAACUGGACACCGAACUCCAUCAAAGAACAACAUCUUCUUCCCUCAACGUCCAGCGUGUAUCCUUGCGUGUGCAUCGCGACGAUGUUUCCAUUCACAUCAAAAACGGGAGAGCCACUAGAACCAUGAAAUAGACUUGUAUCAUAAGGAAGACGGUCAUGAUACCUUCGUAGUAAAUCGUCGUUGGUCAUGUGCAAACUGACAGAAACUCCGUCAUCUCUUUGGCUUGGCUGAAUUUUCUCAUGCCUUUGUGCCAAUUUCUCACGCCAAGAGUGACUGGCUACCACGACACAUGUUUCUUCGUGCAUUUCGUUUCCUUCUGGAUGACCCAAGAUAAUAACCAAACCGUCUUGUAACGGACGACUUCGUACCAUUUCACCAAGUGGAACGCGACCUUUAAGACCUUCAUUUUCUUCUAAACAUAAAAAUUUAUAAUCCAAGUUUGGAUUCCCACAUUGAGGAUCGUGUUCUUCAUCAACUUCUACAGUGACAACAUGUUCUCUUUGUUGAGCAUAAAAAUAAUCAAAUGAAACUAUUAUGGGCAAGCUGUGAUCUCCAACUUCGAUUCGUUCCGCGUUAAUCAUGCUAACAACAUGAUGGUUAGUUAUCACAAACUUGUCAGUCACGAGGAAACACGUUCCUCGAAUUCUUCCACAUGAAAUUUGACCAACAGAUUUCAUGUAAGUACUCAAAGUUUCUAACAAUCUUGCAGGAAUUUUAGUUGCAGCAUUCUUCGAUAAGUCAUCUCUUGCAAUGUCCAAAAUUUGUUGAUCAUCGUCCACAAAUUUCCCAUCAUUUUUACCGAAUUUAUCUCUAUUUCGGCUCAACAGAGUUUUGCAAGCUGACGAUUUAACAUUUGCUGUCAUGGAUUUGCGAACUUUCUCCGUCAAGGGCUCCUCACUUGAUGGCGGAAGAGUAUACACAAUGGAAGCGGAAAAUUCUUCGAUGUGUUUUUCCAAGCUAGCCAAGUCUUCAUUUGGUAACCAUUCUGUAUUGGUUGGGUUGCAGGUUUCCUCAAAUGAUUUCAACCACUCCGCUAAAACAUAUUUUGAAUAACAUUAGUCAUUAAAAAACUCAUAAAUAAUUCAUGAAAAAAAUACAAAAGAAAUGAAUGUUUAAUCAAUGUUUGUAAAUCGGAUAAAGAUUUGUCCUGAUUUACAUCGUUUUUUAAGCACGUUAAAACAUUCUCAUCUGAUC
Molecule: messenger RNA, 9788 nt
Organism: Paramuricea clavata
Lineage: Eukaryota; Metazoa; Cnidaria; Anthozoa; Malacalcyonacea; Plexauridae
Source: the annotation of a GenBank genome assembly